CUGUAAAAUUUCACAACUCGGAAUGGCAACUAUCGUCCGAGUAAAACGUAGAAGAAACGAAGAUCCCUUGGAAUCGAUUGUCAUUUCAUGUAAAAGGAAAAAAGAAGAAAAUCAUCCACAAGCAAGCUCGUUGGAAAAUGAACCUCAAAGCUCUCUGAAAUUUGCAGGAACUGUUGCUUCGAAGGUUGAAGGUGUUUCCAGACAAAUAAGAGAUGCCAUAAGAAAAGAAAAACUUCAAAAAGAAUAUAAACAACACACUGUCAACAUAACAUCAAAAAAUCGCCAAAGACAAAAACAAUCUUCACAAAAUAGUAGAUUAAAAAUUAUAUCAUCUUUACGUAAUAUUGAAUUAGACAGACUUGAUAAAAAUGAUGAAGAAAUAUGCAAUUCUGAAAGUAAGAAAUUGACUCAAAGUGAAAUUGCUAAAAGUAAUAGAUUAUCAAACGGUGAACUAGCUAGUGAAGAUAAAAAUGGAGGUGCCAAAACAAAAUUACACAAUGGAGCAAGUGCUAAUGAUUCAAAUGAUGGUGACCAUAGUAACAAAACAAGAACUUGUAAUGGUGCCCACAGCAGUGAUUCAAUCGUUAAUGAUGAUAAGGGUGCUGCAAAUACAAAUGAAAAAGUCUACCAACUUUUAGAUGUUGAAAUAGACCAAUCAUCAUCUGUACAGAUGCCUACCUUUGAAUCAUUAUUGAAAGAAUCUCAGUCUGCGGACAACAUAACAUGUAAUUCUGUACCUCUUGUUAAACAGACAGUCUCACAACAAGAAGAAGAUUAUGUUUACGAUUUGUAUUAUACAAAUAAUCAAGAAUUUAAUUUCAAAGCUUUAGAAAGUGACUUAAAAAUUCAAUUAUAUGAUGAUGAACUGAUAUUUGCUGAUGACAGGAAUUUUACAAAUGAGGAGAUAUACGAGGAUGAGGAUGAUAGCAAUGACGAAGAUAACUGGAGGAAUGAUUAUCCAGAUGAAGACCCUCACUUUUAUGAAAAUGAAGAUGCAGAGUAUCAUUAUGGCGAUGAUGACAGAGAUACUGUGGCAUUUGAACAUCAGGACCAUGAUUUAGCAGGUUGGAUGUCAUCUAGAUGUAAUAUAGAAGCUGCAGAGGUUAGUGAUGACGAAACUGGGUCUUCUUAUGACAGAUAUUACCGCACGAUAAAGCAAGAGGUAGACCAAAUGGAAUGAUAACAUGGGAUAAUUAGACUGGAUAUACAGAAGUUACCUCAUUAUUCAACAACAGAUGUUUGAGAACAAGCUUAAAUACCAAAUCUGUUUACUUAUCAUUGGUCAUUAUUGUAUACAUACCAUACAAAUAAGGAAAAGUUAUUGUUAUCCUUGUGAAAAAAAGAACUGAUAACAAUAUAUUAAGUGUAAGAAUCAGAAAUAAUAAAGAAUACUGAAACAUGGUGAAUAAACCCCGCUGACUUUAUGACCUUAUUUUAAAAGUUGCCAGCAUUCUGGGUAAGAAAUGGCAGGGGGUUUAUUUCUGAGUGUCUGGUAAUUUAUAAAAUCUCUUAAUAACAUUUGGUUAGUAUUAAUGAUAGGAAAUUCCAGAGUUAGCUCCUCAUUAAUUGUAAAUUUCUAAUGCAUAUCAACUAAGUUAUAUCUUGAGUUACCAGAACAGGAACAGGAAACAAAUGUUACAUUUGUGAAUCAUUCUACAUUUUGAUCAUACAUUAAUCUUAACU
Messenger RNA from Mytilus trossulus (common blue mussel), 1683 nucleotides. RefSeq names its product probable RNA polymerase II nuclear localization protein SLC7A6OS. Gene Ontology annotation, biological process: developmental process. The record is from RefSeq and is a predicted model, not a curated record. NCBI's taxonomy places the organism in Eukaryota, Metazoa, Mollusca, Bivalvia, Mytilida, Mytilidae. Bases 23 to 1180 code for a protein of 385 amino acids. The transcript is spliced from 5 exons.